Daucus carota subsp. sativus is the source of this 810-nucleotide messenger RNA. RefSeq names its product brassinosteroid-responsive RING protein 1. Bases 162 to 662 code for a protein of 166 amino acids. The record is from RefSeq and is a predicted model, not a curated record. The transcript has a single exon. NCBI's taxonomy places the organism in Eukaryota, Viridiplantae, Streptophyta, Magnoliopsida, Apiales, Apiaceae.
AUCUCUCUCCCCUAUAAAUUAUCUCCUCACUUCUCUCCCCGUUCACCGUUCUCUCUCUCUCUCGAACAAUUUCAUUAAUCUCUCUCUCUACCUCUCUCUCUCUCUCUCUCUCUCCCUACAUUACUUAAAAUCUCUACGGGAACAAUUGUAUACCGACAGACAUGGGCUUCCCACUGGGCUACACAGACCUCUUCUUCCCCAAGCUCCUAAUCCACACUCUCACACUCCUCAGCCUGCUCCGCAAAUUCAUCUCUCUCCUUCUCCGCACUCUCGGCCUCUCCGACUUUCUCGAGCCCGAAGUCUCCUGGUCAACCCGACCCGACUCCACCGUCGACGAGUACUCCUGCGUCUCCGCCGCUCUAAUGCGCGAGUUCCUCCCAGUCGUCAAAUAUUCAGACAUAACCGACGCGCCUGACAGCUGCGCUGUCUGCCUGUACGAUUUCACGCCAACCGAUGAGAUCCGACGGCUGACAAACUGCCGACACGUGUUCCACAGGAGCUGUGUGGACCGUUGGAUGGAUCAUGAUCAGAAGACGUGUCCGCUUUGUAGAACGCCGUUUAUUUCGGGGGAUUUGCAAGAUGAGUUCAACGAGAGGCUGUGGGCUGCUUCGGGAAUCUCGGAUUAUUACGGAGAGUACUCGCCGAUUAGUUCGAAUUUGUAGGCUUUUUUCGAGAAAAAUAUAGAUACAGAUGUGUAUAUGUAAUGAAAAGAAAAAAAAUUAGAAGGGGGUGAAAAAAAGGUGUAUAUACAGGGAGUUGAUAUGCUUCUCUUUAAUGAAAAUGAUAUCGGCUUAGUUUUUUUUAUUUUAA